Messenger RNA from Archocentrus centrarchus (flier cichlid), 1764 nucleotides. RefSeq lists its product as uncharacterized. NCBI's taxonomy places the organism in Eukaryota, Metazoa, Chordata, Actinopteri, Cichliformes, Cichlidae. The record is from RefSeq and is a predicted model, not a curated record. The coding region runs from base 475 to 1122 and encodes 215 amino acids. The transcript has a single exon.
GGCAGACCCACAGUUUGUGAUGGUAACAACGGAGAACAACAUUACUAGAAAUCUAAAUCUGAGACCAACCAGCUUUAAAUCAGCAGGAAGACUCUCAAAACUCUUACCCCGCUCACUUCAGGUCACCAAUUAGAGCUGUAAGGGGCCGAUUUCACAUUCAGAAAGGGGUGACAAAAAGAGACAUUAAAGAGACAAGAGGGCGUGACAGGGAGUCAAGCGAGCAGGCAAGCUGCUGUUGCAAGGGGAGGCAGAGGAGGCUAUGCACCAGCCGAAGCCAGAGGUCAAGAAAAAAAGUGAAAAAAUAGUCAAAAGGUAGACUUUCGAGUGAAAGGAGGAAGGGUCAUUUGUGAUCUGAGCCAGACAUCGAGAAACCAGCCUCUCUUUGUUAUUGUUGAGUGAGCAACCGAGUGGGGAGGACGAUGUGAAGGAGGAGUAGCUGAGAGGCGACAUCAAGAAAGGAAAGGAAACAAGGAAAUGCUCUCAGAGAAGAUGUGCAGGAGUAUCUGCGAACACCCCAAGCUGCUACAGGGCGGAAGCGAGGCUCUGCAGAGGGACGGCCGCAAGAAACACGGCUGGUCCAAGAGCUGCAGGGGGCGCCUACAGGGGCGGAGGAUGAGCGGGGGGUGGUGGCCGAAAGGGCGCAAUCACCAUCACCAUCCCCGACACCUCCAGAAGCCGGCGCUGUCCCUUCGUCCCGUCAACGUGAAGGGAAGGAGAGUGAGGGGGAUGCAGGCCCCCAAGAACACCAACCAGUUUCUGAUGCACGAGAAGUACGAGAUGCUGCACAUGCGCUGUGACUCCGUGGGGAGCGACAGCGGGUGCAGCUCCGACAGCGACACGGAACUCACGGAUAUGGACUCAUACCUGGGAGUCCUGGAGAACGCCAGGGGAGCCCUCUUGGACAGUCCCAACCCGUACGGCUCAACAUCGCCACCGGGACAGUUUCUGGUACUGCACGAGGACCCUCUGUGCGUGCACGAGGGCAGUCUGCUCCUGCACGAAAGCAGUCCGCGUCUGCAGGAGGAGAGCAUGCAGUAUUUCCCCUCUGAGGACGACCUCAUGCAGAGCCAGAACUUCAUGCAGAGGGACUUUGUUGAGUUCUAUGACAUCCUGACACCCUGAAGGGGAAACUUUCAGGCGGACAUUUUGUUUUCACCAAGACUGAACCUGCUCAGGUUUGUCCUGCUUGAUGUUCACAGAAAUAAAACAUCCAUCUUUGUUUUUGUUUUUACUAAAUGUCAGAUAGCCUUUAACGUCUGGAGAAGCUACUUGCAGGAUGGAAUAAUUCAUCUGGUUUCCAGCAGAAAUUAACUUAUUUUUUUUUUAAACUGAGUGUCAUUUUUUAAAGCAUUCCUGCAAAGCGCUGCCUCUUUGUAUUUUUUUUAAAUCUCGGCACUGAUGUUCAAAGGGCACGAACAGCACUCACAAUAGGCUGAAUUAUCUCACUCUGUUGGUAUUUUUCCAGGUUGAAGACUAACUUUUACAGAUUGCUGUCUUAAAUUACAUUAAGACUGUUUUUUGUUUUUUUUUCUAUCGUUGUUGAUUGGUUAAUGUGGUCACGUGCUGCGUGUCUGGGUGCUGUAAAGUGCUGCCUUUCUGUUAUUGUUGUUGCACACAAAGGGAAAUGGGCUGGAUGGUGGGAGUGAGCCCAAACAGCCAAUCGAUAUCGAGCUGACUCGAUUAGGCUUGAGGUGAUUGGCUGAUGAACAUUGUUCUAAAAAAAAAAAAGCAUUUGUCUGUAAAGAAUAAAAAAUAUAAAUAAAU